Coregonus sp. 'balchen' is the source of this 4021-nucleotide messenger RNA. Lineage: Eukaryota; Metazoa; Chordata; Actinopteri; Salmoniformes; Salmonidae. The record is from the annotation of a GenBank genome assembly.
UAUGAGGAACGCUAGUGGGCUGUCCGCUGCUGACCUGGCCCAUGCCCAGGGGUUUCGCCAGUGUGCCGAGAUACUAUCCAAUGCCCAGAACCUGCAGCGGUACCAGAACCUAACCCAGACCCAGCUUAAUGGCUUCGGUCUGAACGGUGCCGCCCAGAACGGAGGCCACUCCCACCCUCUCAUCCAAGGGCGGAGCCUCCUUAACGGGGCGCCAAAUAGAAAGAGGUCGUUUGAUAACAUGGAAGACACUCAAAUCAAGAAGGCCAGAACUGAAGGUUAGGUUUUUGCAUUUGUUAGCAUUUUUUAUACUUUAUAAAAAAAUAACCUAAUCAAACCUGGGAGGGGAUUAUAAAUGUUUUCCACUUUUUUCAUGACCUUCCCUAAUUAUACGUGGUAAAGCAUCAAGUGUCAAAACCUUCUAAAAUCCUGUCGUAAAACCAGGAUUUUGGGCUCCCAAGUGGCGCAGUGGUCUAAGGCACUGCAUCUCAGUGCUUGAGGCGUCACUACAGACCCCCUGGUUCGAUUCCAGGCUGUAUCACAACCGGCCGUGAUUGGGAGUCCCAUAGGGCGGCGCACAAUUGGCCCAGCGUCGUCCGGGUUUGGCCGGUGUAGGCCGUCAUUGUAAAUAAGAAUUUGUUCUUAACUGACUUGCCUAGUUAAAUAAAGGUUAAAUAAAAUAAAUGAAUAAAAUUAACCUUUGAGUGUUGGCCUAUUGGGAAUCUGGUUGAAUACAUUAUUGUUCGCUUAGUUGUGCAGCAUUACAAUGAGCAGUAUGAGGAAGAAGGGGAUGGGAGGGUGACUUAACCUGUGGCUGCUUGCCAGGCCUCUGAUGUUGUUGUGUGUAAAUGCAUGGCUUGUUUUAUUGGACUCUGGAGUAGAGUUGGGAGUGGUUGCCAGGAAGUUGAUCGACACUGCAGGGUAUCAGGUAAUGGGGCAGUAGAUGAUUUAUUGCUGAAUGAAGCCUACAAUUGGACUUUGGACUCACUGAGUAUGAUUUAUUAUUCUAGCAUGCUAAAUACCAGUCUCCCCUUCUGCCCAGGCAGCCCGUGCAUGCUGGAAUGGCCUCUUUUGGACUGUAGGGUAUUCUGACCUGUAUGUCGAGUUGUCAUCUAGUCCUAUUCUUGAUGGUAGUUCAACACGCUCAUCCACUGCUCUCACCAGGUCUGUGCCUGCCGCUGGGGAUGCUGAACGGGAAUGGGUCGGUCUGCGGUGUCGGAGAGGUACUGAUGGAGAGCAUGCACCAGGAGAGCAUGGAGUCAGCACCGUCGGCAGUGAGCUCAGGUGGGCCAGGACCCUUUGCGUUUGGGAUGAAUGGGUCUGCGCCGGUGCCAGACCUGGUGGACCAGGGGGGAGUGGAGGUGUCCACCCCGGCCCCUAAGGAGCAAGAGAUCUUCACUGUGGCAUCCAUGCAGAUCCCUUGUCGCUGCACUAACUCCUACGCCUACCUGUAGAGGCCUUAGAGAGUGUGUUGAGAAAGAGUGUUGACUCUCCUAGUGGUUGUAUCUUGGUAGGAUGUCCGUCAGGCCCUCUCUGGCCAUGUUUUCCCAUGGAUGGCACUACUCUUUUUUGGCAUGGUAUUGUUGGGUUUUUGGCAUGGUAAUGUUAAACUCUUGCGGGAGCGGUUCUAAAAAUAUGGGUGUAAGUAACUUGUAUUGUACACAUUGCACAUACAUGUUAUGAAAAACAUUGCCUUGCUACCAUACUCAAUCGCUAGAGAAACACAAGUUUUAUGUUUUGUUGUUUUACUGGUAGCUUUGAAUGAUCCACAAAAUUCUUCUUAAAUCAUCUCAAGUGUUUUUGGCAAAGCCCCUUAGGAUGAGUGAAUUCUGUUUUGCACAAUUAUCCUUCCACCGCCCUACAUUGCACAAUGUUAACUGUAAUAACGUUGUCAAAUGAUAAUCUACAUUUCUUUAAUGUAGAAACGCCAACACCUUGGGAACAAUGUACUGAUACAAGCCUCACUCAGUUUAUGGAGAAGAUUAGGGAGAAAGUUGACUUCAAGACUUUGAGGCUGCACUGACGUUUCCCUCUGCAUCAUGAAUAUGCAAUGACAGAAUUCUGACCUUUAUGAUGAUGAGUUAGACGUCCAGUGAUGUGUUUACUGAGUACUGUAUUUAGUGGUGCCAUUGUUGUGAUGCCGCUUCGACCAAUAAUGGUCAAAAGACAGAAUGUGUCCAUCUCAUGUCUGAAUGAAGAGACAACUAGAGAAUGUUCCUGCCCUUAGAGUAAUAAGAUAAACAUAUUUUAUGUUUUAUUUGUUAACUAUAAAGCUUUUUUGUUGUUUUUUAUACAAGAACUCUUAUGCCAAAGCAUAUCUUUACAUGUAUGUAUAAAUUACAUAAAGCUUUGCUAUGCAGCUUUUCUAUAUUAUGUGAGCUUUUAGGGAUUUCCAAGGUGCUAUUUGAACUGACACUGUCCUGUUAGCUAGCAGACUGUAGACUUUGGUUUGGCUAGGCACGUCUAGUGCCCCCUCUCCUUCUGCUUUUCUAGGAGAGGACUUUGUACGCUUUUCUGUAUAGCCUAGUACCUAUUGUCUGGUGUUGAAAAUGGUGUGAGUUUAUAUUGACUGUUUUUCUAAGUGUCGGCUUGUUUUGUUGAAUUAUAAUGUACUAUUGCUUUGCUAACUGCACUAAUGACAAAAGUUAGAUGUUGAAUUGUUGAUCUAUGAUAAAUGAGUGUGAUUAGUAGUGCUACAAUUUUCACGAAGCAAGGGGAAGCUACUCUUUCCUAAGGCUGGAAACCGUUUUUGGAGAAAAUAAAAAAGGAACCUUCGUAAAUGUAUUGGUCACAAACUUAAAAUCCCUCCUCAUCUGCUUCAUACAUGAAGGACAAUUGUUCUGUCAAACAAUCUGCGCUGCACUACUAUUCAGUCUGUACAGAAUUACAAAUGUUAACGAGUAGGAUCGCAUUUAUUAGAGCUUCUGACGCUCAGUGCUGAUUAGUUUUGUAUACUUUAAACUCAUUAAAUGUUCAUUCCUUUGAAUAACAUGAUGGUGGCUUUGUGUUUUUGUCUCUUGGUUUGUGUGUGUUUUUUUUUGUGUACAUGAGAAAGUAUCUCGACAAUGGUCUGAACACACUGCGGGGUAAUCCAUUUCAUCUUUCAAUUGAAGAACCCUGAAUAAUUGGGAGGUUUGGCGCCCUCUAUUGAUAUUGAGAUGGCUGGGCAACCCCUCAAUUGUGCUGUCUUGUUUCUAAGGAUUAUGCCAUCAUUACAGCAAGAGCGGUGGCAGAAUUUUGAGUUCUUGUUUGUCUGUAAAUUUGCUUCUAGGACUAUAUGAUUAUCGGUGUCGUUGAAACCAUCUUGCGUGGUGUCUUAUGACGCUGUCGUCUGUGUUGACGUCUAAAAGGGACUUUGGAUCAUCUCAUCGUGCCUGAACCAAUGGGAGUGGGGAAGGGGGUGGAACUAGGGCAGUGUGCCAAGGAGGAGCAGUGGUUUGUGUGUCAGUGUAACCAGGAAGAGUACAGUGAAUCAGGAUGUGACCCGGUGCAAUGAGGUACAAGGGUGAACGAUAACGAGAUAAUGUUAGAUUUUCUGGAACCCAUUUGGCAACCUAUCGAUUUGUAUUCCUGUAUAGAUGGCGUCACUGAGGUUUACAGUUUCCGAAAUGUUCAUCUCCAUGGGGAAUAGUUGUGCAAAACAAAAUCAAUUCGUACAUAUUUACUAAAUCUCUUUGAGCAUGAAGUUGUGGCCCCGUACUGUCAAAACCAGCUUUUGAAAUUAUUUUGACCAGGUGUCUCAUUUCCAAUGGCAGGUGACCCUCUAGCAGCAGGGUUAGGGUGUGAGGGGACCCCCUUAAACGGGCACUGCCCCCCAACACACCUGAAUGGGUGUGCCUCUACCAUCGCCCCUGCCGACAUCGCCCACCACCAAGUCUACAGGGAUGCAGCAGAGCACAUGGUUGCCACUGGUAACGCGGGCAGCCAGGUGGAACACCAGACAUCGGUGAAGGCAGAGCAGCACUACGAACAUCAGCAGUACGACCAUGCCCUGUUCAGCACCAUGCUCCUCUAUCACGGCUCC